CGGCCGACGACGACGACGAUGAUGAGUGGCAGCUCGUGAUCUGCAUCUCCUUUUCGUAUAUAUAUGCACUCGCGUACACGCCCGGGCCGUGCACCGUGCUCCUGCCAACCGAACCGAUCGACAUGGCUGCAGCUGUCUCCAUGAAGCUCUCGCUCGCCUUCGUCCUCCUCCUCUCCGGGCUCGUCGUGUUCGGCGAGCAGGUUGCUGCGGCCAGGAAGAGCAGGGUGGACUGCUCGCUGGUCCGGUGCAUCCAGGGCGGGUACAUCACCUGCGACAACUACCCUUACCAGAAGCUGGAGGGCUGCAUCUGCGACUGCGCGCCCAGGAACGGCAAGAACUGCAAGCUCCACCUCCAGUCCGGCUCCACCCAAGAUUGCGGCAAGGAGGAAUGAUAGCUAUGCAGCCGAGCUAUGCGCUCGCCAUGCAUGCGCAUGCCUCCAUGUAAUAAGUUUCAUGCUUAGAGUGUCUGGCUAGAAUAAGUUGCUGACUUGCUGUCCAAUAAGAUGUACUGAAACGAGGCUGCGGCCCCUCUGCGCCUGCUGGCUGUCGAUCUGCGUGUCUUGUAUCUACGUACGUCGGAGUUGUUGCAUUUCAGCGAAAAGUUGAACAAGAACAGACGCAUCUUGCUUAGAAUA
This is a messenger RNA of Setaria italica (foxtail millet), 635 nucleotides long. RefSeq lists its product as uncharacterized. The record is from RefSeq and is a predicted model, not a curated record. The transcript is spliced from 2 exons. Bases 123 to 392 code for a protein of 89 amino acids. Lineage: Eukaryota; Viridiplantae; Streptophyta; Magnoliopsida; Poales; Poaceae.